Messenger RNA from Spodoptera exigua (beet armyworm), 438 nucleotides. The record is from the annotation of a GenBank genome assembly. Lineage: Eukaryota; Metazoa; Arthropoda; Insecta; Lepidoptera; Noctuidae.
AUGGCAGAACAAGAUGAGGCAAGGGCGCGGAGUGAUGACGAAAGCGCGGACGGCAAUUCUAGUUCCGACGCUCCUGAGACGAGUGGUUCCAAGUCUGUAGUGAUGCCGUGCACUUCCACCACAGAUUCCAUGGGACGGGAAUUCUCGGAACCAAUCACUUUUACCUACUUUACUGACGAUGAAGAGGCUAGCGAGAGUGAAGAUCAAACAAAAUACCUUACAGUGACUUACACAGCUGAAGACAGCGCCGAGGAAAUUGCCACAGCGACCCUCAUCAUCAAGCGACAGGAUCACGUAGACCAGUUUUUACCCUUCGUCGGAGCCCUACUCCGAAGUAUUCAGGACGAACAAAUGAAAUUGAAGCUCAUGGAAGACAUAUCUCAGAUCUUGAUUAAUGCUAAGACAGAGGAAAUACAGAGAAUGCGAUAUCGAUUUUAA